CCGCAGUCCUUGGUCGCAAAGUGGUCAAAAAGCAAACUGAAGAUGGCUGUUGAUCAGUGAUGCCAACCUGAGGCUCAAAAUUUUAAAAAAGUGGGGAGUUUCUUGCAAGGAAGAAAGCACGUGGGUCAAAAUGCUAAGUGUGUCCAAGAGGUAUUUGUUACAGAAGAGACACAUAUCUGCUAGUAAGAGAUGGAGGAGGUCCUUGCUUCCACUCAGCCUGGAUCAUCAAUGGGCUGAAGUUCAUGGGCCAGCGUGGACCUGCCUGUGGCCAGAGACUAGCUCAGGACUGACCUUGCCGUUGACACAAAGGCCCGGACACUGAGCACCUGAGUCCUCAUAACUCACAGACUCUCAAGGGAAGAGGAGCUAUGAGAAUCACCGUACCUAUCUGUCACUUGUAUCUGAUAGUACAAGACAAGCUGCCAGCAGGCAGUGGAUAUGUGACUGCAGAGUUCCCAAGUGAAGUGCAAGCUGAAGAUGUAGAUACAGUAGUUGUCAGCCUGGGUGAGACCACCUGAAGAGGAAGUAAAGAGUGGAUGAGCUGCGGCAUUCAGCUUAGCCCAAUAACGUGCUUGCUUCUCCUUACCACUCCUUGAGAAUGGCCACAGCUGGUAGCAAUGAACCAGAGGUCUCAAGAAGACAUGAGCAGCAUUUUAGUCCCUCUGGAGCAGAUGCCUCUGACUAGCCACUGCCACUGCCUCUGCCUGAUGUCCUUCAUUGGAAGUAGAAGUUUCUUCUCCCCAUGAAAUGUGUGUAUAAGGGACCCAAUUCACUUGUACACCUUUCCUUUCAAGUUUAUCUCUGCCUCUUAUUUUAAUUUGUAGAUGGCUUUCUUUUGGAAUCCUAUAUGUAACAGCUUUAAUGGUACAUCUCAAAUCUCACCCAGAGGUGGUGGUAAAUUGCCAAGUUCUCUGAAAAUCCUGGAAGACUACCGUGUACAGCAUUUGAUCAGGCACAGGGAACAUCACCCAGUAAUGAAGCCAGAGCCCUAGUGAGGUGGUCUGGGAAUUUGAUUACUGUGUCACAUCAGCGUUUGCUUUUCCAACUCCAUCUUACCCAGGACACGCUAGGUGUGGCCCAGUCCCCACCCCAGCCUGCCCAGGAACCAUGGAUCCUGGAGCCGGGUCCGAGUCCUCUCUGACUGUCAAUGAGCAGGUCAUCGUGAUGUCAGGCCAUGAGACCAUCCGGGUACUGGAAGUUGGCGUGGACUCCCAGCUCCCUGCUGAGGAGGAGGGCAAAGGACUCGAGAGUGUGGCUGCUGAGAACUCCCAGAGCAGGGGCCCUGCUGACACCAGUGAACCUGCUGGUGAAGCUGGUCCAGGCAACCCAGACCCCUCUGCAGAAUCAGCUGUGAAGUCAGUCCCGGGGAUCCCUCCGGGCCCUGCCCCUGACAUUGCCACCUUCAGCCAAGCCCCAAGCCAGCCUCAGGCAUCGCAGACCCUGACACCACUGACUGUACAAGCUGCCCCCCAGGUCUUGACUCAGGAAAACUUAGCCACAGUUCUGACAGGAGUUAUGGUUCCAGCAGGGGCAGUUACUCAACCUCUUCUUAUCCCCAUCAGUAUUGCAGGUCAAGUGGCUGGGCAGCAGGGGCUGGCCGUGUGGACAAUUCCUACAGCAACUGUGGCUGCCCUCCCAGGACUGACCGCUGCUUCUCCUACGGGGGGAAUUUUCAAGCCACCUUUAGCCGGUCUCCAAGCAGCUGCCGUGCUGAACACCGCUCUUCCGGCACCUGUACAAGCUGCCCCGCCAGCCCAAGCCUCCUCACCAGCCCAGCCCCGGCCACCAGCCCAGCCCCCGACGCUGUUCCAGACCCAGCCGCUGCUGCAGACCACGCCUGCCAUCCUACCGCAGCCCACUGCCACCUCCGCUGCUGCUCCCACCCCCAAGCCAGUGGACACCACCCCACAGAUCACCGUCCAGCCUGCAGGCUUUGCGUUUAGUCCUGGAAUCAUCAGUGCUGCUUCCCUUGGGGCACAGACUCAGAUCCUGGGUUCCCUCACUACAACUCCGGUCAUUACCAGCGCCAUCCCCAGCAUGCCAGGGAUCAGCAGUCAGAUCCUCACCAAUGCUCAGGGACAGGUCAUUGGAACACUUCCAUGGGUGGUGAACUCAGCUAGCGUGGCAGCCCCAGCACCAGCUCAAAGCCUGCAGGUCCAGGCUGUGACCCCCCAGCUGUUGUUGAAUGCCCAGGGCCAGGUGAUUGCAACUCUGGCUAGCAGCCCCCUGCCUCCACCUGUGGCUGUCCGGAAGCCAAGCACACCUGAGUCCCCUGCUAAGAGUGAGGUGCAGCCCAUCCAGCCUACGCCAGCUGUGCCCCAGCCUGCUGUGGUCAUCACCAGCCCUGCUCCAGCAGUCAAGCCCUCUGCUUCCACUCCCAUCCCAAUCACCUGCUCAGAAACCCCGACAGUCAGCCAGUUGGUGUCCAAGCCGCACACUCCCAACCUGGAUGAGGAUGGGAUCAACUUGGAAGAGAUCCGGGAGUUUGCCAAGAACUUUAAGAUCCGGCGGCUCUCCCUGGGCCUCACACAGACCCAGGUGGGCCAGGCUCUAACAGCGACAGAGGGUCCGGCCUACAGCCAGUCAGCCAUCUGCCGAUUUGAGAAGCUGGACAUCACACCUAAGAGUGCCCAGAAGCUGAAGCCAGUGCUGGAGAAGUGGCUGAACGAGGCUGAACUUCGGAACCAGGAGGGCCAGCAGAACCUGAUGGAGUUUGUAGGAGGUGAGCCCUCCAAGAAACGCAAGCGCCGCACUUCCUUCACCCCCCAGGCCAUUGAGGCCCUCAAUGCCUACUUUGAGAAGAACCCUCUGCCCACGGGCCAGGAGAUCACUGAGAUUGCUAAGGAGCUCAACUAUGACCGAGAGGUUGUGCGCGUCUGGUUCUGCAAUCGGCGCCAGACACUGAAGAACACCAGCAAGCUGAAUGUCUUUCAGAUCCCUUAGGGCUCAGGCCCAGCCCUGUUUCAGCACUUUGUACUCUUCCCUUGGCACCCAGCUGUCACCGCUGCUGUGACAGUACCUGUCACUUGGCUCUGCUCAGCUAUGCCGCACUUGUCCUCAGUCAUGAGAUGCCACUGUGUGCAUGUGCGUCAACACCUUCCUGCUCUCCCUGCCAUCUUACAUCCUGGGGAGAGCAGAGGGGCCCCCAUGAGAGCCCCAGGCUCUGAGCUGAGCGUGCUGCAAGAAGGGAUUUGUGGUGAUACCCAGAAAAGCACUUUGCUAUUAUGGUAUUGGAAGGGGGAAUUCUGCCCGGGAACCAGGAGCUUCUGUCUGGGCCAGGGCCGCAGCAGCUCCUGACGACCCUUGGCCAUUAGCUCUUGUUUUCAAUAGAGUUCUCUUCCCUCUUUCUCUUCUCCUUGGCUUUGUUGUUAGUGUGGCGGGAGUGACUGUUGAUCCAGUGGAACCACAGCCUGUACUGCCCUCUCCACCUUGCCUACAGGCAUGCAGAACCCCUGAAAGGUCCCAGGGGAUAACUUAGAAGUGUGAUAUGCUGCUCAGAAGGUUGGACACAGGUCUGACCUCAAGGUCAGAAGGUUCCCAAACUCCUGGGAUCAGAGCAUGCGGGCUCCUCUCCCAGUUCCUUUGAGGGGGAGGAAUAUUGCACUAAAGCAGAAUGUUUUAUUUUGCAAUUGGUUUGGGAGGAAGGACUAGUAAGCUCUACUUAUCCUGGAGUUGUCCCAGGUCUGCUGCUGGAAUUUUGUGGAUUGAGGCCAUCCUCCCAGAUUUUAAUCGAAUCUCUGCCCAUGGCCACUGCUCCACAGAACAAGACCUUGCAGCCUGGGAAAAACCUGCACUGCCCGAGCACACAGGCAGUUCUGAAGCAGCGUGAGGAAAAGUAUGCUGUUGCUGCCUUUCUCUUUUCCAUGCUUAGCUCAGUCCUGUACUUGGCUUUCUCAAAGGAGCAAAUGAAAAAAAGGCCAGGUAGGGAGGCCCUGGGGAAAAGGACAACCCAGAAGGGUUUAUAGUGGCUGCCCAGGAAGGUCUCUUCUGGGAGUUUACUUAACUCAAAUUUCCUUUUCAAUGUUAAUUAAGCCUUGGACAUUGGAGAAAUCUCAUUUUGUGGAGUUGUAGACCGGCUAUUGUGUAAUCAACCGCCAUGGUUCUCUCAGAGUCAGGACAGGUUUUGCCUCUAGAGGGGAUAGCUAUGUACAGUGUAGCUGGCAUUUAAUCAAGCUGUUAAGGCAGCUUCCAUCCUUAUUGUGGCUGGCCAGCCCUUAAAAUUCAAUGUGUGAGCCCAGGGAUUCAGAAGAAUUAGGAGGUUUGCAUGGGUGAACCUAAACUUGCUGCGGAAGUUGUCCUUAAAGACCACAAUCCUGGUAGGUCCCAGGAUUGACCUACCCUUUCUCUCUGCAUCCUUACAGAACCUGGUCCCUGGCAGCUGUCCUCCACUGCAUCUCAUGUGACCUACCAGGAAAGGGUAUAUCUUCCUCUCUGUGGGUCACAUGCAGAGCCAC
Octodon degus (degu) is the source of this 4454-nucleotide messenger RNA. It is a transcript of the gene Pou6f1, whose product is annotated as POU class 6 homeobox 1. Gene Ontology annotation, biological process: regulation of transcription by RNA polymerase II. The transcript has 12 exons. The record is from RefSeq and is a predicted model, not a curated record. The coding region runs from base 1108 to 2943 and encodes 611 amino acids. Gene Ontology annotation, molecular function: DNA-binding transcription factor activity, RNA polymerase II-specific; RNA polymerase II cis-regulatory region sequence-specific DNA binding. NCBI's taxonomy places the organism in Eukaryota, Metazoa, Chordata, Mammalia, Rodentia, Octodontidae.